Molecule: messenger RNA, 10989 nt
Organism: Bombina bombina (fire-bellied toad)
Lineage: Eukaryota; Metazoa; Chordata; Amphibia; Anura; Bombinatoridae
Exons: 2
Coding region: 3943-4848 (301 amino acids)
Source: RefSeq, a predicted model, not a curated record
CAUGUAUACACAGCAUAGUGUGUGAGAGGGAGGCUGGCACUGCUACUGUCUGUGCUGUGUAUACAUGUCACUGUGUAGUAGUGUGUGUGUGAGAGGGAGGCUGGCACUGCUGCUGUCUGUGCUGUGCAUACAUGUCACUGUAGUAGUGUGUGUGUGAGAGGGAGGCUGGCACUGCUGCUGUCUGUGCUGUGCAUACAUGUCACUGUAGUAGUAGUGUGGGUGAGAGGGAGGCUGGCACUACUGCUGUCUGUGCUGUGUAUACAUGUCACUGUGUAGUAGUGUGUGUGAGAGGCAGGCUGGCACUGCUACUGUCUGUGCUGUGCAUACAUGUCACUGUGUGGUAGUGUGUGUGAGAGGGAGAGGCUGGCACUGCUGCUGUCUGUGCUGUGUAUACAUGUCACUGUGUAGUAGUGUGUGUGAGAGGGAGGCUGGCACUGCUGCUGUCUGUGCUGUGCAUACAUGUCACUGUGUAGAAGUGUGUGUGUGAGAGGGAGGCUGGCACUGCUGAUGUCUGUGCUGUGUAUACAUGUCACUGUGUAGUAGUGUGUGUGAGAGGGAGGGUGGCACUGCUACUGUCUGUGUUGUGUAUACAUGUCACUGUGUAGUAGUGUGUGUGAGAGGGAGGGUGGCACUGCUGCUGUCUGUGCUGUGUAUACAUGUCACUCUGUAGUAGUGUGUGUGAGAGGGAGGGUGGCACUGCUGCUGUCUGUGCUGUGUAUACAUGUCACUCUGUAGUAGUGUGUGUGAGAGGGAGACUGCUACUGUCUGUGCUGUGCAUACAUGUCACUGUGUAGUAGUGUGUGUGUGAGAGGGAGGCUGGCACUGCUACUGUCUGUGCUGUGUAUACAUGUCACUGUGUAGUAGUGUGUGUGAGAGGCAGGCUGGCACUGCUGCUGUCUGUACUGUGCAUACAUGUCACUGUGUAGUAGUGUGUGUGAGAGGGAGGCUGGCACUGCUACUGUCUGUGCUGUGUAUACAUGUCACUGUGUAGUAGUGUGUGUGUGAGAGGGAGGCUGGCACUGCUGAUGUCUGUGCUGUGUAUACAUGUCACUGUGUAGUAGUGUGUGUGAGAGGGAGACUGCUACUGUUUGUGCUGUGUAUACAUGUCACUGUGUAGUAGUGUGUGUGAGAGGAAGGCUGGCACUGCUACUGUCUGUGCUGUGUAUACAUGUCACUGUGUAGUAGUGAGUGUGAGAGGGAGGCUGGCACUGCUGCUGUCUGUGCUGUGUAUACAUGUCACUGUGUAGUAGUGUGUGUGUGAGGGAGGCUGGCACUGCUGCUGUCUGUGCUGUGUAUACAUGUCACUGUGUAGUAGUGUGUGUGUGAGAGGGAGGCUGGCAUUGCUGCUGUCUGUGCUCUGUAUACAUGUCACUUUGUAGUAGUGUUUGUGAGAGGGAGGUUGGCACUGCUGCUGUCUGUGCUGUGUAUACAUGUCACUGUAGUAGUGUGUGUGUGUGAGGUAGGCUGGCACUGCUGCUGUCUGUGCUGUGCAUACAUGUCACUGUGUAGUAGUGUGUGUGAGAGGGAGAGGCUGGCACUGCUGCUGUCUGUGCUGUGUAUACAUGUCACUGUGUAGUAGUGUGUGUGAGAGGGAGGCUGGCACUGCUACUGUCUGUGCUGUGUAUACAUGUCACUGUGUAGUAGUGUGUGUGAGAGGGAGGCUGGCACUGCUGCUGUCUGUGCUGUGAAUACAUGUCACUGUGUAGUAGUGUGUGUGUGAGGUAGGCUGGCACUGCUGCUGUCUGUGCUGUGCAUACAUGUCACUGUGUAGUAGUGUGUGUGAGAGGGAGGCUGGCACUGCUGCUGUCUGUACUGUGUAUACAUGUCACUGUGUAGUAGUGUGUGUGUGAGAGGGAGGCUGGCACCAUUUCUGUUAUUAUAUACUGUAUUAAAUUAGUUGGCCUAUCUGUAUUAAUCUUUACUGUGUGUCACACUGUGUGUAUUCUCUGUCUGCAUCUCCAGGCUUCAUUCCAAUAACUUGAUGAGUUGCUACUUUUAACUUGUUUGGGUAUCUCUGGUUUCCUGGAAGAUUAGAUAUAGCAGAAUCUUGCACGUGCUCUUUGUACACACCCGGUUUCUGGGCACACGCCACUGGUAAUCUCGGGAUAUUUUACGGAAUCGCAACACUAAAAAUAAUUCUGUACUUUUCCAAUUUAAAUUCUGGGGCAGUGAAUUAUAUUUAUAUUAGGGAUGUCCAGUUUUCUUUAAGGGACCCACACAGGGCAGAAUGUAAGCUCUUGGCUGUUAUCUAAAGCACUGAUCAAACAAGAGGUUACGUAUCCCUGAUUAAAGGGAUUUUUUUUGUCAAUCUAUUUAUUUCAUCUAAGAUUUGGCAUUUCAAAAUAUAUUUCAGGUUUUGUUUGUUUUUUAAAUAUUUUUCUGUCCAUUAAUAAACCAAACUUUUUUCUUUUCAUACUUUUUCAAUCUGUCCCUCUCCUCCAAAAAAACAGCACCAGUUGCUUUUUAUCAACCAGUAAGGAUUAGUAGGGAAAUACAAUACCCAUACUGCAGUGUUACUUUUAGCUUAAAUAACUCUUGAAGUUUUUAGACAAAAUAAAUAUAUAUAUAUGAUAUUAUAUGAUGUGUUAAAGGGACAGUCCAGACCAAAAUAAACUUUCAUGAUUCAAAUAGGGCAGGUGAUUUGAAACAACUUUCCAAUUUACUUUUAUCACCAAUUUCUUUUACAAGAUAUGACGAGUCCACAGAUUUCUUCCUUAUGGGAUAUUGCCUCCUGGUCAGCAGGAGGAGGCAAAGAGCACCACAGCAGAGCUGUAUAUAUAUAUAUAGCUCCUCCCUUCCCUCCCACUCCAGUCAUUCUCUUUGCCUGUGUUAGUGAUAGGAAGAGGUAAAGUGAGGUGUUAGUUUAGAUUCUUCAAUCAACAGUUUAUUAUUUUUAAAUGGUGCCAGUGUGUACUAUUUUUCUCAGGGCUAGAGCUUCUGGCUUUUCAGCAAUGGACUGGGGAGAUUCUCACUCUGCAAAUACGCUCCCAUAUUGAUUGCUGCCCUGCUGAUGGUCUUAACAGAUAUUAUCUAAGACUCUUAUUUGUCCCCACAGAUGUGCUGGAGGUGAGGAAAAGGGACAUCUUCAUUGUGUGGGACAGCUUCAUACUGCGUUUAGCGUUGAGGUAUGUACAGUCAUUUAUUUCUGGGGAGACUGAAGUAUCUCAGAACAGACUGGCACUUAUUCCCUGUACAGGGAAAGGGUAAUCGUUUUGUAUUACAAGUUAUGUGCAUAAGUAUUCCCUUUUUUUUUGUUUGGAUAAUCAGUAGCCUAAUAUAGAGUUAACCAUGGGCUAUGUUUUUAUUAUGGGCUUGACGCUGGGAGAUUAUGGCAUGCGCAGCAAAGUAUUCUAUUUAACUUUGGCAAUAAUAGACUUGUGUGUGUUUAUGUGAAGGGGCACAUUGGUGAUUCGAGGUACUUUUAUAAGAACUGACAUGUUUAUUUGCCAUGCGGUGCUUGCUGUAACCAGAGACUUUAGGUUUUUUUUGAGUUUCGCGCUCUCAGACGCGCAUUUUAUAUCCGGAUCCUGUCUUGGAGUAGCAUGUAUCUAGGCUCUGGUGUGGCCUAAGUCGCCUGUAUUUACAAACUUCACAAGCGACCAUAGGAGCGCCGUCCACGACUAUUCAGUGUUUCGUUUGGACAGGUAGGUGCCACAGCAGAGCUGUGGCGAGGUGCAAGGGGUUAAUUUAGACAUUAAUUGCUUUAAUCGGUUAUACACUUACAGUAUAAAUUUUUAUAAAUCUUAGGGUGUUUUCAAAUUAAUGCAGCUUAUUGCGGAGCAAUAAACGCAUUUACGGCUUUAAUUUUUAAAGAGACAGUACACCCAUUUUUUUCAGCAACUUUUCUGAAGUGUUUGCCUUUUUAAAUUUAUUUGGAAUUUCAGAUAAAACGACCAAUAUUGCUAUUGCUGGUUUGUUUGUCAUGGCUGAACUUCCUGUUCUAUGUGUUUAGAUGCCAAUGUGGAACCCCCUAUUCCUUUUUGUCCCUCAUGUACUGAGAGGGCUUUACAAUGUAAAGUACAAAUAUUCUUUAAUGCAAGUAUAUCUAAGGAUGCUUCUCAGGCUGAUGAGACUCAGGGUAUGCCACAACUUUGUCCCCAAGCGUCACAACCUUUAACGCCUGCACAAGCGACGUCAUGUUCUUCAACUGCGUCCAUUUCAUUCACUCUGCAGGAUAUGGCUGCAGUUAUGUCAUCCACUCUUACAGAAGUUUUAUCUAAGUUGCCAGUGUUACAAGGCAAACACAGCAGGACAGAGGCCCACAUGGUCCCUGCGUCUUCUGAUGCUUUAAUUGCUAUCUCCAAUAUACCUUCCCAGGGCUCUGAUUUGGGAGGUAGGGAGGCUCUAUCUGAGGGGGAACUGUCUGACUCAGGAAGUGCAUUACCCCCGACAGAUUCAGACGUCAUGUCCUUCAGAUUUAAACUUGAGCACCUCUGCAUUUUGCUGCGAGAGGUUUUGGUGACUCUGGACGACUGUGACUCUAUUGUGGUCCCACCAGAGAAAUUGAGUAAGAUGGACAAAUACUUAGAGGUCCCUUCUUAUUCUGAUGGUUUUCCGGUUCCUAAGAGAAUUUCGGAAAUUAUUGCUAGGGAAUGGGAAAGAACGGGUAUCCCGUUCUCCCCUUCCCCUAUUUUUAAGAAAAUGUAUCCUAUAGCUGACACUAUUCGGGACUCUUGGCAGAUGGUCCCUAAGGUGGAGGGAGCUAUUUCUACUCUGGCGAAGCAUACAACUAUUCCUAUAGAGGAUAGUUGUGCUUUCAAAGACCCCAUGGAUAAGAAGUUGGAGGGUCUCCUUAAAAAACCCUAUAUUAAUCGGGGGGUUUAUUGCAACCGGCUGCUUGCAUUGUAACAGUCAUGACUGCAGCUGCCUUUUGGUUUGACGCUCUAAAAGAGUGUCUUAGAACUGAGACCUCUUUAGAGGAAAUACAGGACAGAAUUAAGGCGCUGAAGCUGGCUAAUUCUUUUAUUACGGAUGCUUCCUUUCAGAUAACCAAGUUAGCUGCUAAGAGUUUGGGAUUCUCCAUCUUAGCACGAAGAGCUUUAUGGUUAAAAUCUUGGUCUGCGGAUGUGUCCUCUAAAUCCAAGCUUUUGGCUAUUCCUUUCAAGGGAAAGACCCUAUUCGGGCCUGAUUUGAAAGAAAUCAUUUCUGAUAUUACGGGAGGUAAGGGUCAUCUCCUCCCUCAAGACAAAACAUCUAAGCAAAGGGGACGACAGAGUAAUUUUCGUUCCUUUCGUAAUUUCAAGGGAGCCCCCCCUUCCUCUACCGCUAAGCAGGAAGGGAACUAUUCUCAAGCCAAAGCUACCUGGAGACACAACCAGGCUUGGAACAAGGGUAAACAACCCAAGAAGCCCGCUGCUGCUCCCAAGACGGUAUGAAGGGGCGGCCCGCGAUCCGGGACCGGAUCUAGUAGGGGGCAGACUUUCUCUCUUUGUCCAGGCUUGGAUAAGAGACGUUCAGGAUCCCUGGAUACUAGAAAUCGUGUCUCAAGGGUAUCAGUUUUAUUUCAAAAAUUCCUUCCCAAGGGGAAGGUUUCUUCUUUCACGAUUGUCUGUAGACCAGAUAAAAAGAGAGGCGUUCUUACGUUGUGUAAAAGACCUCUCCACUAUGGGAGUAAUUUGUCCCGUCCCCAUACAGGGGCAGGGGUUUUAUUCAAAUCUUUUUGUGGUUCCCAAAAAAGAGGGAACGUUCCGACCCAUUUUAGACCUCCAAAGUCUAAACAAGUUUCUCAGAGUUCCAUCCUUCAAGAUGGAGACCAUUUGGACAAUUCUUCCAUUGAUCCAGGAGGGUCAAUAUAUGACUACCGUGGACUUAAAGGAUGCAUAUCUUCAUAUUCCUAUCCACAGAGAUCAUCACCACUUCCUAAGGUUUGCCUUUCUGGACAAACAUUUUCAGUUCGUGGCCCUUCCUUUCGGACUGGCCACGGCACCCAGGAUCUUCACAAAGGUCCUAGGGUCUCUGCUGGCGGUUCUUAGACCGCGGGGCAUUGCAGUGGCGCCUUAUCUGGACGACAUUCUGAUCCAGGCGUCGUCUUAUCAGCUGACAAAGUCUCAUACCGAGAUUGUUCUCUCCUUUCUAAGGACUCACGGGUGGAAGGUGAAUCUAGAAAAGAGUUCCCUAAUUCCACAGACAAAGGUUCCUUUCCUGGGAACUCUAAUAGACUAUAUCCAUGAAAAAAUGUUUGACAAUGUCAGAAAGUUAAAGAUUCUGAAUACAUGCUGAUCCCUUCAGUCCAAUCCUCGGCCAUCAGUGGCUCAGUGCAUGGAGGUAAUUGGAUUGAUGGUGGCGGCAAUGGACAUCAUUCCGUUUGCUCGUUUUCAUCUCAGACCUCUGCAACUGAGCAUGCUCAGACAGUGGAAUGGAGAUUAUGCAAAUUUGUCUCCUCAGAUAGAUCUGGAUCAGGAGACAAGGGACGUGCUUCCGCAGACCCUCAUGGGUGAUAUAGUGACAACGGACGCCAGUCUACUAGGUUGGGGUGCAGUCUGGGAUUCCCUGAAGGCUCAGGGUGUGUGGACUCGGUCGGAGUCUCUACUUCCAAUCAAUAUUCUGGAGUUGAGAGCAAUAUUCAAUGCGCUUCCGGCUUGGCCUCAGUUGGCUUCGGCCAAGAUCAUCCGAUUUCAGUCGGACAACAUCACGACUGUGGCUUACAUCAAUCAUCAGGGAGGAACAAGGAGUUCCUUAGCGAUGACAGAAGUAUCCAAGAUAGUUCUGUGGGCGGAGGCUCACUCUUGUUAUCUGUCAGCAAUCUACAUCCCAGGAGUGAACAACUGGGAAGCGGAUUUUUUGAGCAGACAGACGUUUCAUCUGGGGGAAUGGGAACUCCAUCCGGAGGUCUUUGCCACCCUGAUUCUCAGAUGGGGCAGGCCGGAGCUGGAUAUUAUGGGAUCUCGUCAGAAUGCCAAGCUCCCGAGAUACGGAUCUAGGUCCAGGGAUCCUCAGGCCGAACUGAUGGAUGCCUUGGCAGUGCCUUGGUCGUUUAACCUAGCUUAUGUGUUUCCACCGUUUGCUCUCCUUCCCCGGGUAAUUGCUCGGAGCAAACAGGAGAGGGCUUCUGUGAUUCUUGCAGGACUUGGUAUGCCGAUCUGGUGGACAUGUCCUCUCUGCCACCGUGGAAGCUUCCAUUGAGGCAGGACCUUCUCGUUCAGGGACCCUUCCAUCAUCCGAAUCUAAUUUCUCUGCAGCUGACUGCUUGGAGAUUGAACGCUUGAUUUUAUCUAAGCGAGGGUUCUCUGAUGCGGUCAUUGAUACCUUGAUCCAGGCACGUAAGCCUGUUACUAGAAAGAUUUACCAUAAGAUAUGGCGUAAAUAUCUUUAUUGGUGCGAAUCCAAGGGCUACUCAUGGAGUAAGAUUAGGAUUCCUAGGAUUUUGUCCUUUCUCCAAGAAGGAUUGGAGAAAGGGUUAUCAGUAAGUUCCUUAAAGGGACAGAUUUAUGCUUUAUCUAUUUUGCUACACAAACGUCUGGCAGAUAUUCCGGAUGUUCAAUCCUUUUGUCAGGCUCUGACUAGAAUCAGGCCUGUGUUUAGACCUAUUGCUCCUCCUUGGAGUUUGAAUUUAGUUCUUAAUGUUCUUCAAGGGGUUCCGUUUGAACCUAUGCAUUCCAUAGAUAUUAAAUUAUCUUGGAAAGUUUUUUAUUUUUGGUUGCUAUUUCUUCUGCUCGCAGAGUUUCUGAGCUUUCAGCAUUACAAUGCGAUUCUCCUUACCUUAUUUUUCAUUCCGAUAAGGUAGUGUUACGUACCAAACCUGGUUUUCUUCCUAAGGUUGUUUCCAACAAAAAUAUUAAUCAGGAAAUUAUGGUUCCUUCAUUGUGUCCUAAUCCUUCUUCUAAGAAGGAGCGUCUGAUACAUAACUUGGACGUGGUCCGUGCCCUGAAGUUUUACUUGCAGGCGACUAAAGAAUUUCGUCAAUCAUCUUCAUUAUUUGUUUUUUCUGGAAAACGUAGGGUCCAGAAAGCUACGGCUACCUCUCUUUCUUUUUGGCUAAAGAGUAUCAUCCGUUUUGCAUAUGAGACUGCUGGACAGCAGCCUCCUGAAAGAAUUACGUCUCAUUCCACUAGGGCUGUGGCUUCCUCAUGGACAUUCAAAAAUUAGGCUUCUGUUGAAUAGAUUUGCAAGGCUGCAACUUGGUCGUCUCUUCAUCCUUUUUCCAAAUUUGAUACUUUUGCCUCGCCCGAGGCUGUUUUUGGGAGAAAGGUUCUUCAAGCAGUGGUGCCUUCCGUUUAGGCUCCUGUCUUGUCCCUCCCUUUCAUCCAUGUCCUAUAGCUUUGGUAUUGUAUCCCAUAAGUAAGGAUGAAAUCUGUGGACUUGUCAUAUCUUGUAAAAGAAAAGGAAAUUUAUGCAUACUGAUAAAUGUAUUUCUUUUACGAUAUGACGAGUCCACGGCCCACCCUGUCAUUUUCUAAGACAGGUCUUUAUUUUUGUUAAACUUCAGUCACCUCUGCACCUUGGCUUUUCCUUUCUCUUCCUAACGUCGGUCGAAUGACUGGAGUGGGAGGGAAGGGAGCAGCUAUAUAUACAGCUUUGCUGUGGUGCUCUUUGCCUCCUCCUGCUGAACAGGAGGCGAUAUCCCAUAAGUAAGGAUGAAAUCCGUGGACUCGUCAUAUCGUAAAAGAAAUAUAUUUAUCAGGUAAGCAUAAAUUUCCUUUUUGCUUUGUUCUCUUAGCAUUCUUAGAUGAAAGCUAAACCUAGGUAAGAUCAUAUGCUAGUUUCUUAGACCUUGAAGGCCACCUGUAAUCUGAAUGCAUUUUGACAGUUUUUCACCACUAGGGAGUUAGUUCAUGUGUGUCAUAUAGAUUAUAUUGAGCUCAUACACGUGAAGUUACCUACGAGUCAGCACGGAUUGGCUAAAAUGCAAGUCUGUCAAAAGAACUGAAAUAAGGGGGCAUAUAUACAAGGCAAUUACAAAGGUAAAAUGCGUAUUAUUAUAACAGUGUUGGUUAUGCAAAACUGGGAAAUGGGUAUCUUUUAAACAACAAUUCUGGUGUUGACUGUCCCUUUAAUGCAUGAUAGGCCAUUUUUGCAUAUGUCUCAUACAUGUAAUGAACCUGAUAAUUUUGUGUAGGGUGAAGGAACCCUCACCUGUGUGAUGUAAUGGGGCCCUGACUAAUAACAUUGUUACGCUAUGUGCACAAUGUACAUUAAAAAAUAUUUGUCCUUCUAAAUUGUAAUGCAACGGACAGGCUACUGUAAAAUAUCAAGGCUUCUGUUGUUUAUAAAGAGACAGUUAUUUUAAAUAGUUUCAUAAGCACCAAAUCUGUCAUAACUCUUUAAGUAUUCAAACUUGCAAGUGUAUAAUUUAUUAAAAAUAUUAGAACUGGAUUAAAGGGACAGUCUACUCCAUAAUUUGUAUUAUUAAAAAGAUAGAUAAUCCCUUUAUUACCCAUUCCCCAGUUUUGCAUAAGCAUCACAGUUAUAGUAAUAUACUUUUUACCUUUGUAUUUAAGCCUCUGACCCCUUGUUUCAGUUUUUUUACAGACUUGCAUUUUAACCAAAAUCAGUGCUGACUAAUGGGUAACUCCACAGGCGUUAGAACAAUAUUAUUCUUAUGGCACACAUGAACUAACGCUGUAUAUCUGUGAAAAACUCUCCAAAUGCACUGAGAUAAGAGGCAGCCUUCAAGGGCUUAGAAAUUAGUAUAUGAGAAUACGUAGAUUUAGCUUUCAACAAAGAGUACCAACGGAACAAAGCAAAUUUGAUGUUAAAAGUAAGUUGGAAAGUUGUUUAAAAUUGCGUGCCCUAUCUGAAUCACAAAAGUUUAAUUUUGACUAGACUGUCCCUUUAACUAAACAAACCAAUGAAAUUAGAAAGCUGUUCAUUUAGUUUCUCCUAUAUAUUAUUUAGAGAAGCUCAAUUAAAUAAUUUGGUAUUGGUUUGUUUACUUAUCUAAUUUUGGCCAAAAUUAGAUUAUGUUCAUUAUCUGUUUGUUUAAAAUACAAUUAACCCUUUCUUGUCUGGGUUAACGUGUCUACAUCAGAACAACUGUUCCGAUGUAAACAAAUUGAAAUCUUGCGAUCGUGCACGUGAUGACGAGAUUUCAAUGAUGGGAUCACCUCAGGGGGUUGUCCCUAUGAUGCUAGGCACGCCCUCCACACCACGAUCCCAUCAGGGAAGCGCCAGUGGCUUCAGGAAUCGGUUAGGACGUUUUAUUCCGUCCUUCUGCGCUAAAGCCCAGCAAAAUUCAGACGGAAUACAACAUCCUAACAGCGUGAAAAGGUUAAUAAAAACUAUUUUUUUGCACAUUAUUUACUUUAGAAAUCCUCCAUUUUUAAAAAAAAAUCUAUUUUAAUGAGCAGUAAGUGAUCGGGCCAAUUUUCAUUGUCCUAUAACGGCAGAAUUGGAGAUACUGUGCGUGUAUGGAUCACUUGCUGCUUGUAAAAAAAAAAAAGUCACUUUCUGAAGAGGGAUUUAAAUGAUAAAAAAAAAUUAUAUAAAACUGUAAAUUUGUUGUUAUAUAUUUAUGGUGCUUGUAAUCCUAUUAGAGGAAACUUUAUUUUAAUAUUGUUUGUACCAUAAAACUAAAGAAGAAAUCUGUCUAAAAGCACUGACCGAGCAGUCACUCUACCUAACCCUCCGAAGCGCCAAAUGAAAGCAGCUGAAGCGUUUGUCAGGAGUUUGUCAUAUGCGCCAGUAGUAUUGGUAAUAAAGCUCACAAACCUAUUCUAGUGUAAUCAAAGAUAUGGUUAAUUACAUAUUGUACAGGAAUAUACAAUAUCCGCAUCUCUUCUAAGUAAAAUGCUCUGAAAAUAGUAUUUUAAUUGCUUUUUUUAUGUAAUAUAAUAAUUUUUUCCCCUAUUUUAAUGCAGAUUGCACAAUAUGUACAAUUGAUAUUUGUUCAUUAUUUUAGUCCUAAAAAAGUGUAUUUAAAUAUUUUUUUUUUAUUAUUAUAGGAGUGUUUUGAGUUUGUAGCAAUAAAUAAAAACAAGGAUUUCAAUGAAAUAUAAUCUAUAUUUUGUGGCGGAAAUAAAAAAUAAAGGUUUAAUAUGUUUUUAAAAAAUA